This is a messenger RNA of Botrytis fragariae, 807 nucleotides long. RefSeq names its product putative cysteine dioxygenase protein. The transcript is spliced from 5 exons. Gene Ontology annotation, biological process: L-cysteine catabolic process. The coding region runs from base 1 to 807 and encodes 268 amino acids. NCBI's taxonomy places the organism in Eukaryota, Fungi, Ascomycota, Leotiomycetes, Helotiales, Sclerotiniaceae. Gene Ontology annotation, molecular function: cysteine dioxygenase activity; ferrous iron binding. The record is from RefSeq and is a predicted model, not a curated record.
AUGGCAUCAAAUAGCAUGAAAACGACAGCACUCCGUACUUUACGUACAAAAUUGACAUCAGCAAACAAACCUACAUUCUCACCCAUCCUCGCCAAUAACCGUGGUAUUACAGGCACGACCAGAAAAUCAACCUCUCUUGACUCAACCACUUCCAGUCAACCCAGGACACCCUUCUUACCUCGAGAUUUUAAUGGCAGUUUUCCCGUCUCCUUCUCUAAACCCACACCCACAACUACACCAUCUUUCAAUACCCUUAUCAACUCCCUCACCACAUCUCUCACCACAACCUCCUCGCCUCAUCUUCCGACUCUCACUCGCCUCCUUCAAUCUUAUGACUCCUCCACUUUAUCUGACUGGCAAAAAUAUGCCCACGCAAACCCAAAUAAACAAUACACAAGAAACCUAGUAGCAGAAGUGCCAGGGAUAUUCAAUUUGUUGAUGUUGGUUUGGACACCGGGAAAGGAAAGUAAAGUGCACGAUCAUGCUGCCAGUCAUUAUCAUGAAGGGGAGCUGAAAGAGACGAGGUGGGUUACUCCUGAGGGAGGUGCAAGAACGGCGGAGGAGAUGGAUAUCGAGGGUGUGAGAGAGUAUAGGAGAGGCAAAGUGGCGUAUAUGUGUGAUGAUCUUGGUCUUCAUUCCAUCGCCAACCCUAGCGCAACAGACUAUGCAAUUUCUCUACACUUAUACACACCACCAAACGCCGCAAUGCACGGUUGCCACAUCUUCGAUCCAUUGACGGGUGUAAAGACUCAUGUGGCCCCUGGUGCUUAUGAUUCCGUCGGUGGUAUUAUUGAUCCAACUGCUUGA